GGCGAGAUUUUUGAAAGUUUAUAGCCAUUUAAAUGACAUGUGCAAAUUAACAAUAUUUACAUGUUUUACUUUAAGUCUGUUGGUCUUGAGCAGAGCUCAGCCAACUGGCCGUAUUGUUGGCGGAUUACAUGCUGUUGAAGGUCAAUUUCCACAUCAAAUAUCUCUACGGCGAACUGGCUCACACACUUGCGGCGGUUCCAUAAUAACCCGUAAUUACAUUUUAACCGCUGCCCACUGUGUAGGUGCUGAAGACGAAGAUGGUGUAUACCAUGUGUAUGAUCCCAGUUUAUUCACCAUUCGAGCUGGUUCCACUAAUCGAUUGAUGGGUGGUGUCGUCAAACAAGUUGUCAAGAUUAUAGUACACGAAAACUAUGGCAAUUUUAUUAACGAUGUAGCCUUACUGAAACUUGAGUCUAGCCUAGUAUAUUCCGACAAUAUCCAAUCCAUCGCUCUAGCAAGUUCAGAAGUUCCCGUUGCCAGCAGUGUCGUAAUAUCUGGCUGGGGUCGUUUGAAGACCGGUGGUGACAGUCCCAAUAAAUUAAAGUGGAAUACAUUGGAAUCAAUUUCGAAAUUGAAAUGUUUUACAUCGAUAUUCAUGUCAUCGGAUGCUCUAAUUUGCUUGGCUCAUCAACAAGAUAACGGUGCUUGCAAUGGCGACUCUGGAGGCCCUGCUACCUUUAACGGUGAGUUGGUCGGUGUUGCAGGCUUUGUUGUUGGUGGUUGCGGUACUAAAAAUCCUGACGGUUACGCCAAAGUAUUUUACCACGUGGAUUGGAUUAAACAACAUUCGGAUUUGUAGAAAGAAACACAUUUGUUUCCAA
This is a messenger RNA of Calliphora vicina (urban bluebottle blowfly), 821 nucleotides long. RefSeq names its product serine protease SP24D-like. Gene Ontology annotation, molecular function: serine-type endopeptidase activity. The coding region runs from base 38 to 799 and encodes 253 amino acids. The record is from RefSeq and is a predicted model, not a curated record. The transcript has a single exon. Lineage: Eukaryota; Metazoa; Arthropoda; Insecta; Diptera; Calliphoridae. Gene Ontology annotation, biological process: proteolysis.